ACCGGCAACACCACCACCACCACAUCACAGACAGCAGCGCAGCAGCGAAGCAGCGGCGGCAGCCACCAACAAGUGCGGCACGCGACGUACGUGACGCGGCCGCGGCGGCCGUACCAGUUCACGCAGCUGGUGCAGCUGAGCGACGGGAGCACGUUUGCGGUGCGAACGACGGCGCCGGGGGCGCUGCUCAAGACGUCCAAGGACACGCGCAACCACCUGCUGUGGCAGCCGUCGGAGAAGUCGCUGCGCAACGUCGAGGUGGACGAGGCGGGCAAGCUGGCCGCGUUCCGCGACCGCUUCGGCCGCGGCUGGGACUUGGAGGCGACCCAGGAGGAAGAGGACAAGGCAGCAGCAGCGGCGGCGGCGGCAUCGGCAGCAGCAGCGCCUCCUGUUGCAGAUGGUGCAGAACAACAACAACAACAACAACAACAAGAGCAAGCGCCGCUAGAGGCUGAAGAAGAAGCGCCGCCGGACGAUGCCUUUGACUCGCUGGUCGAUCUAAUUAGCGGCUAUGCGGCAAAGGACGCCCAGAAGAUGACCGGCAUGAGCGCGAAGGAGGACGCCAAGGUCGCAAAGAAGAAAUAA
Messenger RNA from Lasiosphaeria miniovina, 585 nucleotides. RefSeq lists its product as uncharacterized. Lineage: Eukaryota; Fungi; Ascomycota; Sordariomycetes; Sordariales; Lasiosphaeriaceae. Gene Ontology annotation, biological process: mitochondrial translation. The record is from RefSeq and is a predicted model, not a curated record. The annotation marks the transcript as partial. Gene Ontology annotation, cellular component: mitochondrial large ribosomal subunit. The transcript has a single exon. Gene Ontology annotation, molecular function: structural constituent of ribosome.